This is a messenger RNA of Trichomonas vaginalis G3, 1749 nucleotides long. RefSeq names its product spectrin binding. The coding region runs from base 1 to 1749 and encodes 582 amino acids. The transcript has a single exon. Gene Ontology annotation, molecular function: protein binding. The record is from RefSeq and is a predicted model, not a curated record. NCBI's taxonomy places the organism in Eukaryota, Parabasalia, Trichomonadida, Trichomonadidae.
AUGUCUGAUCAAGACAAUCUUCCAAAUGAAUACAGUGAAUUGAGAAGUAUGUUUAAAUAUCACAUUGAUGUAUAUGUUGCAUUGUAUCAGUUAAAAACGGAAAACGAAGAAGAUUUAAACUCAAUUUACAAAAUGAUCAAAACAAAUCUGAUUGAUUCAAAGAAAUGCUCUCCUCAAAACAUUAUUGAACGUAUUUCAAAAAUUAUUCCACAUAACAAUCGCUAUAUAAAGUCAUACUUGACUCUAAUGAAACUCAUCACUGAUGGCUAUAAUUUAACAGAAGUUAGAGAUAUUCCAAUCACCUGGGCCUUCCUCUUUUAUAAAGAGUAUGGGAUUAAAUUAGACAAAUAUGCUAAUUUUGAAGAAAUGAAUUUACAAAAUAUCGAUAUUCAUUCAGAGAAUACGAUUUACAGAGCAAUUAUGAAUAAUGACCUAGAAACAUUUAUUUUUAUCACUGAAAAAGAAGGAUUUGAUAAAAAUCAACAACUUCAAAGCAGUUUAUAUCCAGAAUCUGAAGAAGGAUAUUCAUUACUUGAAUUAUGUUGUUACCAUGGAGCAGUUGAUUGUUUCAAGCUAUUAAGGACCAAAUUUAAUUCAGAAAUAACUGAACAAUGUCUUUGGUUUUCAUUUUUAGGAGGAAAUCAAGAUAUCAUGAGUGAAUGUUUGAAAUAUCAAGAACCUGAUUAUGAAUGCAUGGAAUAUACAAUUAUUUCACACAACAUUGAUUUCGUUACAUUCUUAAUGAAUGAAUACGAUAUAGAUAUCAAUAUAAGUGAUUGUGCAGAAUACAACAAUCUUGAAUCAUUUUUAGUUUAUUUUGAUCAAACUAAUGAAGUUAACCAAUGCUUUAUUUAUUCUGCGUUAUUUGACAAUCCAUCUCUUUGUGAAUAUUUCCUUUCGCUUGGUGCAAAUGUCAAUGAAAAAAAUAUUUAUGGAGCAACCGCUUUGGACAAUGCAGUAAGAAAUAAUAGUAAAAAGACAGCUGAAUUUCUUAUUACACACGGUGCAACAAUCAAUACGCCAGGAAAAUAUAGUGUCCUUCAUGUUGCAGCCAUUAAAAAUAGUAAAGAAACAGCCGAGAUUCUUAUUUCACACGGCGCAGAUAUCGAUGGAAUAGAUGAAAAUUACAACACACCUCUUAUUUAUGCAGCGAAUAAAAAUAACUCAGAAAUAGUCGAACUUCUUAUUUCACAUGGUGCAAAUGUCAAUAAAAAAGAUGAAUAUGGAUUCACUUCUCUUCAUUUUACAGCACGUGAAAAUAAUGCAAAAAUGGCUCAACUGCUUAUUUCUCACGGUGCAAAACCCAACAAAAAAAUGACAGCAGAAAAACCGCUCUUCAUACUGCAGCAGCUAAUAAUAGUAAAGAAACAGCUGAACUUCUUAUUUCACAUGGUGCAAAUAUCAAUGAAAAAGAUAAUUAUGGACGAACCGCUCUUCAUUUUGCAGCCAUGUAUAAUAGUAAAGAGACAACUGAACUUCUUAUUUCACUUGGUGCAAAUAUCAAUGAAAAAGAUAAUUCUUGACAAACUGCUUUUCAUCUUGCAGCCAUUAAAAAUAAUAAAGAAACAGCUGAACUUCUUAUUUCACAUGGUGCAAAUAUCAAUGAAAAAGAUAAAAAGAAGAAAACCACUCUUCAUCUUGCAGCCAUGUAUAAUAGUAAAGAGACAACUGAACUUCUUAUUUCACUUGGUGCAAAUAUCAAUGAAAAAGAUAAUUCUGGACAAACCGCUCUUCAUCUUACAACCAUGA